Paramacrobiotus metropolitanus is the source of this 3282-nucleotide messenger RNA. RefSeq names its product LIM and SH3 domain protein Lasp-like. The record is from RefSeq and is a predicted model, not a curated record. Gene Ontology annotation, molecular function: actin filament binding. Lineage: Eukaryota; Metazoa; Tardigrada; Eutardigrada; Parachela; Macrobiotidae. The transcript has 11 exons. The coding region runs from base 818 to 2650 and encodes 610 amino acids. Gene Ontology annotation, cellular component: focal adhesion.
CACACUUGUAAGACGUUUUUUCAAGGUGGCUUCAGCGUGUUUUUCUUUGGCGACGAGCUGAUGAUAAUCAUAAAUUCAUCAUGAUAAUCAGUUGAAUGUGUUGUUUACGUUGUGCUGUCGAGGCAAUAAUAAUCGUGUCAAUCGCGCUCCACGUUCGCACUGAUGUUGCCAGAUCGAUGGGGAAUUGGUGUUGAAUCUGUUGAUCCGUGUAUUGUAUUCCGUGGCAGCAUGACAAGAAGCGUGUUGUGGAGUGCAGGGUUCUCGAUGCAGAGGAAGAGCGCAAGUUGAUCAUUGGGAGUGGAUCUGCGUUAUUAUCUUGUUGUUUGGCCCUUUGGGCCUCCAUCCGUCUGCGCUGCGUGGCUGGCCGUUGAGAUCUAGAGUUGGCCUGGUCCUGGUGUUCGUGCAGAGCCCAGCGCAGUGUAAUUUCCACUGGGGGAGGGAUUCAGUCUUUGUCUGUUGGCUGCUUUGGAGCUGAGCAGUGCAGACUGCAGGUUAAUCCGAUUGAUAUUAUCCCGUGUGACGACUGCAGGUGGUGGAUCCCGUCUUCCCCCGUCCUGCGACAAGCAACUGUGCAACUGCCAGCUAUCCGAUCCGGCCACAAGAGCAGUUACGCCUCCUCUGCCCACUGGCCGGCAUCCCGCCUUCCCGUUCCCGUUCCCGCGGCCGCCCGUCAUCCCUUCCUUCCCCUUUGCAGCGUGGGAUACCGCCAUUGCAGUUGUCCUAGCUGCGUUCAUCUGAUCCCUGCUGAAGUGGAUUUGUUGUAGCGGGAUUUAUUUGUAUUUCCCUUGCGGACUAUCUUUUUCUCCCGGCCGCCACGAUGAGCAACAUGAACGCGCCGAAACCCUGCGCCAAGUGCGACGGCAAAGUCUAUCCUCUGGAGCAGCUCAAAUGUCUCGACAAGAUCUGGCACAAAGGAUGCUUCAAGUGCACGGAGUGCGCCAUGCCGCUGAGCAUGAAGAACUACAAGGGCUACAACAAGUUCCCCUACUGCGACGCGCACGUGCCGAAGCCGUCCUUCACAACCAUCACGGACACGCCGGAGAAUCGCCGGCUGGCGGAGAACACGGCCAACCAGAGCGGCGUGCUGUACCACGCGGACUUCGAGAAGACCCGCGGCAAGUACACGACGGUGGCCGACGACCCGGAGACGCUGCGCCUCAUGCAGAACGCCAGCACCGUGUCCAACAUCGGCUACCACGGGCUGCACGACCAGAAGCAGGAGAUGGAGAACCAGCGCGGCCGCAGCGACGGCGGCUACGCGGAUCCUUCCCAACAACAGCAGAGCUACGUCUCCAACAUCGGUCAACAGAACCCGGGCCAGGCGGAGGAGCCGCGCGCCACCAUCGAGUACCAGCACGCCGCCACGCCCAAGAUGUGGCAGAACGGCUUCCCGCCCAUGCAGCCGCCAGGUGCCAAAACCCCGCCUAACAAGACUAACCCGCCCCCGCGCACUGACAGCACGUCGCGCUCUGGUCCACCGCAACCGCAGCCGCUGACCGCCUCCAACAGCCUGAAUAAAGCGCCCUCCGCGGCGUACGGCGUGCUGUCGGCGCAGGCCGCCAAGCCCAAAGUCGGCUCGCUGGCCGACUACGACCCCCUGGGCGAGGGCGGCCGGGGCGGUGGGAUCCCGCCGGCCUACAAUCCCCAACCACCGCAGCAACAACAACAACAGGCGCCGCCACAGCAGCCGGCAUAUAAUCCGCAACAGCAACAAGGACCGCGACCGGCGUAUCAGCCGCAACCGCCGUCAUACCAGCAGUACGGCCAGCAACAACCGGCGCCGGCUAGCCAACCCUGGCAACAACAGCAGCGCGGCGGUCCCGCUCAGCCGCAACAGCAGCAGUCCUGGCAACCGCCGCAACCAGCGUACGGCCAGCCGCCGCAGCCGCAGUACAACCAGAACCCGAACCAGUACAAUCCGUCGCCGCAGCCCCAACAGCCGGCGCAGCGCCCGGCCUUCCAGAGCCAGCAGUCCGGUCCGAAGCCCUACAGCCCGCAGCCGCAACCCCAGUCCCAACCGACCUACCAGCCGGCAUCCCAACCGCUGUCCCCCGGAGCCGGCUACUCGCCUGCCUACCCCCAACAACCGCCCUCGCAACAGCAGCAGCAACAGCGCCCGGGACAGUACGGGGCCGCGCAGCCGUUCGGCGGCUCGCAGCCCACGCAGCCGAGCUACGGAGGGUAUGGGCAGCAGCCGCCGGCGCCGGUGUCGCAGCCGGCCUAUUCCUCGCCCAGCCAGCAUCAGCCGCAACAGCAGCAAUACGGCCGACCGCAGCAGCAGGCGCCGGCGUCGCAGAGCGUCACCUGGCCGCCGAAACAGGCGGAGCCGGUGAAUAAAGGCGCGAUGCCAUGGCAGCAGUCGGCGGGCGCUGUGCCGGCCGGUUACGAGGCGCACCGCACCACCACGACAACGACGACCUACACGACGCAGCAGCAACGACCCGCCGGACCGGCCGCUGCCCUCAAACCAUCGAAGACGUACAAAGCCAUGUACGACUACAAUGCCGGCGACGUGGACGAGGUCAGCUUCCGCGACGGCGACUUCAUCAUCAACGUCCAGCCCAUCGAUGCCGGCUGGAUGAUCGGGACGGUGCAGCGGACGGGGAAGAGCGGCAUGCUGCCGGCCAACUACGUCACGCCGGUCAAUUAGCGCAACGGAAGGAUCUUCCUUCCCCAUCGCUUGUCUCACUCAAGUCGGCACGUGCCAUUCUGACAUGCAGCGCCAAGCAGCCAAUGACAGACAGUAGCAGAUGGACAAAAUAGUAAUAUAAAGUGUAGAUGAAUACGGUCUUCUUUCUAAUGCCGUCAGCUGGUAUCAGCUGGUGGAAUCGUCUGUUGCGUGCAUGUUGUGUUUGUACUUAAUCUCUCAUUCUUACCUUUGCCUUCGACUUGACGUUGCUCCGCAGUCCGGACGCAUUUUCUUUCUACUGUCACUUGUACUCCCUUUUACACACCGUUUACUGGAUCGGUUUUUAGCUGUUUUUAUUCGUCGGUUGUCUUCUUCCAGAGUUUUAUCCUGGCGAAAGCUGGCUUUUAUUGGCUUUUACUGUUUUGACAGACGACUUUUUUUCUGCCUUCUCCAGGCCUGUGUAUCUGUAGAUAGUUAUAGCGGGCUGGUUAAUGUUAAUAAUCUGUUUUGCUGGUGAAUCUGAUCCAUGUGUAGAUCUGUUGUGCCUAGUGCGCGAUUUCUCUUUUAUGCCGUCUGCAUCAUGAGUCCAUGACAUCGGCAUUCACUAAUAAAAAUCAAGGAGAUAGACAAGUAUCUGUCUUCUCUGUACGCAA